Messenger RNA from Phanerochaete carnosa HHB-10118-sp, 327 nucleotides. RefSeq lists its product as uncharacterized. Bases 1 to 327 code for a protein of 108 amino acids. The record is from RefSeq and is a predicted model, not a curated record. Gene Ontology annotation, cellular component: mitochondrion. Lineage: Eukaryota; Fungi; Basidiomycota; Agaricomycetes; Polyporales; Phanerochaetaceae. The transcript is spliced from 2 exons. Gene Ontology annotation, biological process: protein-FAD linkage; mitochondrial respiratory chain complex II assembly; tricarboxylic acid cycle.
AUGCCGCCACCAGAGCUACUGCCGCGUCCGGGAGAGAGCGUCGAAAAGAUGCGCGCCAGGCUCGUAUAUCAGUCUCGUAAGCGUGGCACGCUCGAGAGCGAUCUUCUCUUGAGCACGUUCGCGAAGGAGCGGCUUCCGACCAUGAACGAGGCGGAGCUGAAGGAGUUCGACAAGUUAAUGGACGAGCCCGACUGGGACAUCUACUACUGGGCGACCGAGAACAGGACACCACCUGAGCGCUGGGCCGGUUCGUCUCUUCUGGCGAAGCUGAAAGUCCAUGCGAGGAACGAAGGCAAGGUUGUGCGGCGCAUGCCCGAUCUAUCAUGA